CGCUUGCACAGCGACCGAAGACACACACACACAGAGACACAGACACACACAGUGCUUGAACAAGUCGCACGUUUCAGACAAUCAGCGCCAUGGCCAAGUAUCAAGUUGUGUUUGUCCGUCACGGCCAGUCCCAGUGGAAUCUGGAGAACAAGUUUACCGGUUGGGUGGAUGUGCCCCUAUCCGAACAGGGUGUGAUCGAGGCCAAGGAAGCCGGCGCGGUCCUCAAGGAGCAGGGCUUCAAGUUUGACGAGGCCUUUACCUCCGUGCUCAAGCGCGCCAUCAAAACGUGCAACAUUAUUCUCGAGGAGAGCGAUCAGGAGUUUAUUCCCGUGGUCAAGGACUACCGUCUGAACGAGCGCAUGUAUGGCGCUCUUGCCGGCUUGGACAAGAAGGAAACGGUUGAGAAGCACGGCGCCGAGCAGGUGCACAUUUGGCGCCGCUCGUACGAUAUCCCUCCGCCCGCCUGCGAGAAGGAUCAUCCCUAUCACCCCAGCAAGUCGCCCUGGGCCGCCUCCAUCCCCGAGGACAAGCUGCCGGCCACCGAGAGUCUCAAGCUGACCCUGGAGCGUGUUCUCCCCUACUGGGACGAGGUCAUUGUACCCGAAAUCAAGGCUGGCAAGAAGGUUCUGAUCGCAGCCCAUGGCAACAGCAUCCGGGCCAUCCUCAAGUAUUUGGACGAUAUUUCCGAGGAGGUCAUCCCGGCCCUUGAUGUGCCCACGGGCGUUCCCCUCUUCUACGAGUUUGACGAGAACAUGAAGCCUAUCAAGCAGGAGGGUGCUGCUGAGCAUCUGAGCGGCCGCUAUCUCAUUGAUGAGGAAACGCUCAAGGCCAAGAUUGAGGAGGUCAAGAACCAAACCAAGGCCAAGUAG
Molecule: messenger RNA, 869 nt
Organism: Monosiga brevicollis MX1
Lineage: Eukaryota; Choanoflagellata; Craspedida; Salpingoecidae
Exons: 8
Coding region: 90-869 (259 amino acids)
Biological process (GO): glycolytic process
Molecular function (GO): intramolecular phosphotransferase activity
Source: RefSeq, a predicted model, not a curated record